Messenger RNA from Didymodactylos carnosus, 784 nucleotides. Lineage: Eukaryota; Metazoa; Rotifera; Eurotatoria; Philodinida; Philodinidae. The record is from the annotation of a GenBank genome assembly.
AUGCCAUCAGAAAUUGGUUGGAAUCAACCAGAAAUCAUCUGCCUUGUGCCGCUGGGAGAUCUAACAUUCUCUGAUUUACUACCAUCAGAAAUUCCUCUGAAGACUUACAAUGAUCCUCUGCAAUGUAUUUCGUACAUGACAACGACCAAAUGUAGAAAUAUUUAUUUAAUCAUAUUGGAUACAAUAGACGAAACUAUUCUAAAACUAUUACAUAAACUCAGACAAGUUGUAUCGCUUUAUUUACUUCAAACCGGAAUAAAAGAGAUUGAACUAACAAAAUAUUAUGCUAAAUUGUCAAGAAUAUUUCAUGAUAAACGAGACCUUUGUAAUAAGUUAUUAAACGAUAUUAAUAUACUUUCGGCAUGUACAACAACAUUGGCAAGCAAAUAUCCACCGGAGUUAUUAAAAUACUCUACAACCUCUACAACAAUAUUAUUCAUUAGAUCCAAAAAUUUUGAGCAAUUAUCAUUAAAUAAGUUAAAUAACGAACAAGCUAAAUUCAUUUGGUUUCAAUUUUUAACACGAGCAAUACGGCGUUUACGAGAACAAACAAAUAAUAAAUAUGAAAAAAUGUUAGCGACGUGUCGAAUACAAUUUGAAAGUGAUACUCAACAAUUAGAUGCGAUUAAUGACUUUAAAAGUGAUUACACAUCUUCCACCAGGCAUGGGCGAGUCCGAGUCCGGACUGGAAGAUUUUUUGGCGGACUCGGACUUGGACUCGGACUGGAGAUUUUUUUAAAGGACUCGGACUCGGACUUGAGUUUUUGUAUUUCGAAGCCCGAUC